GAAACUCUGAAACCUAAGUGAAUCUUCUUCUCUCCCCAUCAUUCUUUGGAACCUUCAAACUAACCUUCCCUCACAUGCUCCUAUCUUCCUCUGUUCCACCAGCUCUCUCUGAGAUUCUCUUCCUUUUUAUAUAUUACUCUUAAGCUUCCAAAAUCCGGAUCUAUAUAUCCGCUUCAGGUUGUUCCAGAACCUCUAUGUUGGUUUUAAAAUAUAUCUGUCAAUGUUGUGUAUGUAAUGUAUCCGCAUAAGUAGGAUGAUUUUGUGAGGGGGAAUUAAAAAAGCAUAGCAGAGAGAGAGAGAGAGAGAGCAUGGGGUGUGCUACAUCUGCUUAUGCUGUUGUCGGAAGGAAGAACAAGAAGAGGAUCAUUCAAGAAUCCGUUGUGUUUGUUCUUCAGUUCCGCGUUCCUGUUCAGUCUGAUCUUCAGCGCCAACUCAAGGGCGUUGCUCCUAAGGCUACCGUCGAUCGAUUGACAUGUCUAAGGAAUCAAAUUCAGCUAGUUGCUGAGGACACAGGGGGUUCUGCCAUCCCUGAGCUGCGUUCAGCUUUGGAGGAGUACUUGUCUCUUCUAACCGGUCUUGUCAAGAAAAAGAAUGAUGGAAUGGAGGGCUGCGUGGAGUUCAAAUGGAAAACCCUUGGAGAUGGUCGACGAGCAGAGAUAUGUUUCACAAACCUUUGGAUGGAGAUGUUGACAGUGAUCCACAUGAUGGCUGCUUUGGCAUUAACUGAAGCUAACUCCCUCAUGAUUCCAAAGGAUUGCUCUGGUUCUGGCAAUGGCGUCCGUGUGGUCUCCACUGAUUGCAGGAGAGAUGCGGUUGACUUGCUUCUCAAGGCAUCUGGAUACUUGGAGUUCUGCGUCCGAGAGAUUCUUGCUCGCUUUCCUCCUGAAAUAAAGACUAAGUUGCCAGAUGAUAUGCAGGAGAGUGUAAUGCAAAGUCUAUCUAUCGAAGCACUUGGCCAGGGAACUGAGAUUCAACUUGGAUUAGCAGUUGAUAGCCAGAAAGCAACACUGUCUGUGAAGAGGAGACUUGCCUGUGAGCAAGUCAUCUAUUUCACUCAGGCAUAUCACUGCUUGUCUGAUUGUGAAUCAGUCAGCCAUGGAUGUGCCAAGAAGCUUCUCCGGUUUAUCUACUGGAAAUUUUUGGAAGCAAAGGCUGCGGCAUACUACUACCAUGGACUAGUAACAGACAAGGGAACUGAGCCAUCUUGCCACGUCAUUGCAGUGUGUUGUUUCCUUGCAGCUGCAGAGAUCCUAGGAGAAAGCAAGAAGGCCUGUUUUAGCUUCUCCUUGGCUCCUCCUGUCACCAGGCCUCCUCCUAUGUGGGGAGUUAUGAAGCAUUUGAGCCAGAAGAUUCCAGAAGUUGCUUUUAGGAAGUCUCAGACGUAUGGAUACUUGCUUGAAGAAGAAGAGAAGGCAAUGCAAUGUUUGCCAGAGCUUCCAAACUUUCAGUUGUCAUUGAGACCAGACGAGUUUGAGCUGCCUGAGAUGGAGGAUGUUUCUUCCGCAGGAAACCAAACCCAUUUGCUAAAAGAACAUCUUGACAACUCCUCUGAGAUUCAUGAUGAUGAUGAUGAUUAUGAUGAUGAUGAUGGUUAUGACCUUGAUCGUUGAGCAAGAAGCACUUAUCUCUACUACCGUCUACAUAUAUUCUUUUUUGGGUAUGUUACCACUUAUAUUUGUAUUUUAGAGUUACAUCUUUUACACUAGUUUCUUGUCAGGGAAAAAAAUCUGAUACUUGUUUUACUUUUGAGUAUAGUAAUGUAAUAUCUAAGCUACUAAUUAUUUACAAGGAAUAAGAAAAGGAUUCUGGUAAAGAAGACGUUUUAGCCUUUACCUUUGGAGAACAAAAUGUGUAAAGGCAAUAAGAAACAGCACGCAGUCUAAUUUGGAAAGAACAAGGAUAACCGUUUAUAACGUCACGUGAGCGAGUCACGUGUGGGUGAUGAUUGAUGAGAUGUUGGAUUCCGCACGUACCAACAUGGAG
Molecule: messenger RNA, 1983 nt
Organism: Camelina sativa (false flax)
Lineage: Eukaryota; Viridiplantae; Streptophyta; Magnoliopsida; Brassicales; Brassicaceae
Source: RefSeq, a predicted model, not a curated record